UCCCCUAGAGGGUCCAGAAGGAUACCAUGGUCAAAGGUCUCCAAAGCUGCUGAGAGAUCCAGCAGAACCAGGAAAGAGCUUUCCCCUUGGUCUCUAGCCCAUUGGAAAAUAUCAAGCAGUGCAACCAGGGUUGUUUCAGUCCCACGAUGAGGCCUGAAUCGCAAUCAGAAGGAUAAUGGUGGCAGAAGCUUUGCUGGUCCUGCCCCUCCAAAAGCUCCAGGCCCAAGACUUUCAUUAGCUUUCAAGGGGCCAUCGGAGUUGCUGGAAGGAGUUGUCCAGGACACCAUCCAACCAUCUUAGAGAAUCCAUUCUGGAUUUGUCUAGGUUUUCCCCCAUAGACUUCUCUUCUCCUGAAGAUAACUCACAAGGCAGCUUCCGGAAGCCAAAGGAUUUCCUUUCCUCCCACUCUGAAGAAGGUGAUGGAGAAGACAUUCAGAAUUCCAAGGAAUGGGGCACCUUUCGUUUCAUUAGGAAUAGAAAUUAAAAUGUGUGAAAUGUGGGAUAUGCUUCAUUGAAUGAGGACACAUAGCUCACAUCAAUGACUCCGAGAGGAGAAACCAUUUAAAAGUAUGGAGUGUGGGAAAAGUUUUGAUGAUAGUGGAAAACUUAGAACACAUCAGCGGAUUUACAUGGACAAGAAAGGAUUACAAUGCAGGGAGUGUGGAAGAACUUCAGUCAGAGAGGAUUCCUCAAUAUACAUCAGCGGACUCACACAGGGGAAAAACCAUUUAAAUGCAUGGAGUGCGGGAAAAGCUUCCAUCAGAGUGGACACUUAAGUUCACAUCUACGGACUCACACAGGGGAGAAACCAUAUAAAUGUAUAGAGUGCGGAAAGAGCUUUAGUGAUAGUAGAGACCUUAGAAAACAUCAACGGAUUCACACAGGGGAGAAACCAUAUAAAUGUAUAGAGUGCGGAAAGAGCUUCAGCUUCUGUCGGAGUGGACAGUUAAGUUCACACCUACGGAUUCACACGGGUGAAAAACCUUUUAAAUGCAUGGAGUGUGGGAAGAGCUUCAGGCGGAAUGCAGAACUUGAAUUACACCAGCGAAGUCACACUGGUGAAAAACCAUAUAAAUGUAUGGAGUGUGGAAAGAGCUUCAUUCAGAGUGGGCAGUGCAAUAUGCAUCAACGGACUCACACAGGGGAGAAACCAUUUCAAUGUAUGGAGUGUGGAAAAAGCUUCUGUCGGAGUGGACACUUAAGUUCACAUCAACGGACUCACACGGGUGAAAAACCAUUUCAAUGUAUGGAGUGUGGAAAGAGCUUCAGUCGGAGUGGACACCUCAAUAAACAUCACCACAAUGAACUCAACUCAGCAGGAAAUCCAUCUUAA
This is a messenger RNA of Podarcis muralis (Common wall lizard), 1333 nucleotides long. NCBI's taxonomy places the organism in Eukaryota, Metazoa, Chordata, Lepidosauria, Squamata, Lacertidae. The record is from RefSeq and is a predicted model, not a curated record.